UUUGAUUUACUUUAUUCGAGCGCAUAACAGUAUCUAGUGUUCAUUUACGUCAGUGGUAAGACGGGUUGUUGUUUUUUUUCACUGGAAAAUCAAAUUUUAAGUUUGACAACCGCUCGAUCAUCGUUAUUGGGAAAUCUUAAAGUAGAUAUUUAUAUAAACGUCUUGAUUUAACAUGUGGAAGCUGGUGUUGUUUUCUUCGUUCCUGGUCGUUGCUGUUGAGGCCGACAAGAACGUCACCGUCGGAGGCAUAACCACCAAGGUACUCGGCCAGUCGGGCAAAAUCAAGGUGUACAAGGCGACGGGAAAUGAGUCCGAGGGGGUCACCAUCACAAUGGACGAAAUAAAGGAACUAGAUAGUGCAAAUAAUGCGACCCCCAGUCAUUCCUUUAACACUUUUGCCACCAUGAAUUUCAACUUCUCUCAACAAACAGAAACGACGUACAAGGGCACAGACGUCAACGUGACUCAGUUUAGUUUCACGGCAAACAUUCGCGUUGGCCAGGGGCAGACAAUUGACGGAACGGCCAAACUGACAUCUUACGUCUACAUAUUUUCGUCGAACGGAAACAUAACUGUUGACGGCAAAAACAUGACGGUGAGAACGGGAGACAUGAAGUUCAACGUGAAGAUAGAGUCUUGGCCUUUCUGUGGCGUGGGUAAUGUGAGCUGUACGCAGGGUCAGACGUCCUACAAAGGCGCAUAUCUGGAUUUUUACGUCGAGAUUAAAGGCAAAGGCAGCGUUUUGAAUUCUUCUGCAGGCGGAAACAAUACCUACGAGCUGGGUGGAGCGACAGUUAUGGUUCCCACCGAGGUCAUAUACACGAACAGCAGCGAUUACAACGAGACCAAGCAGAUGCCGGCUGGCUUCCCAAAGGUGGAGAUGAAGGGAACCAAGCAGACAUUUGUCUUCCGGUUUGAGCCGUUCACAAAGAGCGCCCUUUAUGAUCCCAUUGUGAAGCUGACGGAUGAGAAUUCCACCACCACGCCCACCUCCGCCCCUUCAGAAGACAAGGAUAUCUCGGAUAGCGGGGUGUCCGUUAAGGUGCUAGGGAAGUCCGGGAAAAUAGCCUUCACCAACAGCGAUGGCAAAAAGACCAUGACGGUGGAGUUCGACAACCUCAAGGAGAAGACUUUCGACGGAAGUGACAUAAAGGAUAAUAACCAUGGAUACAACAACUUCGCAAGCCAGACCUUCACCUUCGGUGCGCCGAUCGACUCCGAGUAUCCCGAAACUAAUAUCUCCACGAAGAAGCUCAACUUUUCGGCGGAAAUCAACAAUGGGGCCAAGGUCAUGGUUGACAUGUACAUUUUCAAACAGGGCGGCAACAUAAGUCAAGAUGGCGAAGAUACUGUUGUCAAGAGAGGUGACCUCAAGUUCAGUGUAACCGUUAGCGGGUGGACGUUCUGCAACGGGACGUGCCAGCCGAACGAGGUCGGGGAGUACCUGGACUUCGACAUCGUCAUCAAAGGGGCCAGGGGUGCCACCAAGUCCACUUCCGAUGGCAAGAAGCCCGACCAGUAUGACGUAGGGUCGGGAGUUGUGCUCCUCUCUAAGAAGUUAAAGAAAGACAACGAGAACUACGAAAACAUGACGGCUACCUAUCCGAUGCUUAUGACCCAGGGAUCCAAGCAAAUCUUUCGACUCCGGUUUCCCAAAUUUACCAAAAAAGUGUUCUACGACCCGUCCCUCAGCUUCUUCGCCGACUCAGGCACAGGCGGAAGUGCGGGAAUGAGCGCCGGAAGCCUCCUUCUAAUGGUCGCCUCCCUCCUUGCCAUGUCCAUCAACAGAUAUUAGAUGGCUAAAACUGGUUUAAGACGUUUGCACAAUGGCUCUUACAACGCAAUCAUUUUGAACCAUACAAAUCCAAUUAUACGAAACUUUGUGUGAAAGUUUGCUACUGUAUAAUUCAUAUGUGCAUGUUUGUUUUCCGCAUGAAAACAAUAUUGUCAGUGUAUUUGGUGUCUUGGUCGAUCGACAUGAAUGAUUCAGACGGAUUCAAAAGGAUUCAUGUCAAUGACACUUUGGGCCAAAUACCUGAUCUAAUCCUUGAUUUGAAAUCCAUGUACGAGUAUAUUCUAUGAAGCUGAGUACCAAAUAAAUCAACAAAGCACUUGAAAAAGAAGCAACUACACUUGUAUCAAGGUUAAACUGUUCCGUAAAAAAUAAUCAUAGAUCUACUGUACGCUUGACCGAAGUAACAUGAAUUGAUUUCAGUGCAUUGUUAUGAAUGAGUCAUAAAUCAUAGACCUUAAUCAUAAUGAGACGCGGAGUGUUUUUUUUAAAGAAACUCUUUAACCAUAUUGUAUAAUUACAUUUACAUACAUACAUACUUCUUGCAAUAUUUUUAAAUGUAUAAAUAAACAUGUUUAGACGUUUCUUGACAUUUAUGUAUGACUUAGUAAAUAUGUAUAUUAUUAAUCUUACAUAUCCAUGUAUUUGCAUCAAAUAUCUUAUCAUUGUUGACAGUAACCUGUAUCCGCAUUUCCCAAUAAAUGUUAUUGUUGUU
Molecule: messenger RNA, 2507 nt
Organism: Dreissena polymorpha
Lineage: Eukaryota; Metazoa; Mollusca; Bivalvia; Myida; Dreissenidae
Exons: 6
Coding region: 173-1795 (540 amino acids)
Source: RefSeq, a predicted model, not a curated record